CAUCAACACGAGGGGCAGCCUAAAAAAAAAAUUCAUUCAUCCAUCUGCCCGCAAAAGAAGAUUUACUCGUAGUUGUGAAGUUGGCAGUUUGUAAAACUUUUUUUUUUCACUUCAUAUGUAACUUCUCAUUCACGGCUUGACUUAAAGAGUAACUCAGGUGAACAUGACAAAAAUCCUAUUAGCGUGCAGCGUUGUUAAAUCACUGAGACAAGGAUGUCUGGUUGGGAGAAAAGUGGGAAACACGUCGGCCUGGCUGAGACUUCAAGCUACUAAACAUUUCAGUGUUAAGGCCCAGACAGCGCACCUUGUCCUGGAAGAUGGCACCAGGAUGAAAGGGUAUUCCUUUGGGCAUGAUGGCUCUGGAGCCGGGGAACUCGUCUUUAAUACUGGACUGGUGGGGUAUCCUGAGGCCCUGACUGACCCCAGCUACAGGGGUCAGAUCCUGACCCUGACUUAUCCCAUUGUUGGAAAUUAUGGGGUACCCAACACCCAGGAGCUGGACGAGAUAGGCCUGAGAAAACAUGUGGAGUCAGAGCGCAUCCAGGUAUCUGGUCUUCUGGUCCAGGACUAUACCCAUGAGUACAGCCACUGGAACUCUGUCAAGUCUUUGGGACAGUGGCUACAAGAAGAGAAGGUUCCUGCACUGUUUGGAAUAGACACCAGAAUGCUGACCAAGGUCAUCAGAGACAAGGGCACAGUUUUGGGGAAGAUUGAAUUUGAUGGGCAGCCUGUUGAGAUAACAGACCCCAACCAAAACAACCUGGUAGCAGAGGUCUCAACCAAGGAAACCAAAGUCUUUGGAAAAGGAAACCCGAUAAAAGUGGUGGCCGUUGAUUGUGGUAUUAAACAUAACAUCAUUCGCCUGCUGGUUAAGAGGGGUGCAGAGGUCCACCUCGUACCAUGGAAUCAGGACUUGAUGAGUCUGGAAUAUGAUGGCCUGUUCAUCUCCAACGGACCAGGAGAUCCGGCUCUGGCAAAGACACUCAUUGACAAUGUCCAAAAGGUGCUUGAGAGUGAUCGUCCCGAGCCAGUGUUUGGGAUCUGCAUGGGCAACCAGAUCACAGCUCUGGCCGCAGGAGCAAAGUCAUAUAAGCUACCUAUGGGCAACAGAGGCCAGAACCAGCCGGUGCUGAAUGUGAUGACAGGCCAGGCCUUCAUCACGGCGCAGAACCACGGCUAUGGCAUAGACAGUCAGUCCCUGCCCCCAGGGUGGAGCCCACUUUUCCUCAACGCCAAUGAUGGCACCAAUGAGGGCAUCAUGCACAACACUAAACCUGUUUUCACGGCCCAGUUCCACCCGGAGGCUAAAGGCGGUCCCACUGACACAGAGUUCCUUUUUGAUGCCUUCAUAUCUCUGAUCAAGAAAGGAAAGGAUGCAAACAUCGUGUCAGUCAUGCCCAAGAAACCUAAGAUGCCCCCCAGAGCCGAGGUGUCAAAGGUACUCGUACUUGGUUCUGGUGGUUUGUCUAUCGGUCAGGCUGGAGAGUUUGAUUACUCUGGAUCUCAGGCUGUUAAGGCCAUGAAGGAGGAAAACCUGAAAACGGUGCUGAUGAACCCAAACAUAGCCUCAGUUCAGACCAACGAGGUGGGCACCAAGCAGGCCGACUCCGUCUACUUCCUGCCUGUCACGCCAGAAUUUGUAACUGAAGUCAUCAAGACCGAGCGUCCGGAUGGCAUCCUGCUGUCCAUGGGUGGACAGACGGCACUUAACUGCGGAGUUGAAUUAUUCCAGCGUGGCAUCCUGGAAAAGUAUGGAGUAAAGGUCCUUGGAACCCCGGUAGAGUCCAUCAUGGCCACAGAGGACAGACAGCUUUUUGCUGACAAACUAAUGGAGAUCAACGAGAAGAUUGCACCCAGUAUUGCCGUAGAGUCUGUAUCUGAUGCCCUGAAAGCAGCAGAGAAGAUUGGCUACCCAGUGAUGCUACGAUCGGCCUAUGCCCUGGGAGGUCUGGGCUCUGGUCUGUGUGCCAACAAAGAAAGGCUGGAGGAAACUGCCAACAAGGCGCUGGCCAUGAGCAGUCAGAUCCUGGUGGAGAAGUCUCUGCUGGGCUGGAAAGAGGUGGAAUAUGAGGUGGUGAGAGAUGUGGCUGAUAACUGUGUGACCGUCUGCAACAUGGAGAACUUCGACCCACUGGGCAUUCACACAGGUGACUCCAUAGUGGUGGCACCGAGCCAGACAUUGUCCAACGAGGAGUACCACAUGCUUCGAGAGACAGCCAUCAAAGUGGUUCGACACCUUGGCAUUGUAGGCGAAUGCAACAUUCAGUACGCCCUACACCCGUCGUCCUUGGAGUACUGCAUCAUCGAGGUUAAUGCCCGGCUUUCCAGAAGCUCUGCUUUGGCAUCAAAGGCUACUGGGUAUCCCUUGGCGUUUGUUGCCGCUAAGCUGGCCCUGGGCAUCCCCCUGCCAGAUAUCAAGAAUGCUGUAUCAGAGAAGACCACAGCCUGCUUCGAGCCCAGUCUAGACUACAUUGUCACUAAGAUCCCCCGCUGGGACCUGGACCGCUUUCAGGGCAUGUCCCAUGAAAUAGGCAGUGCCAUGAAGAGUGUCGGAGAGGUGAUGGCAGUGGGCCGCACCUUUGAGGAAAGUAUGCAGAAGGCCCUGAGGAUGUGUCAUCCGUCAGUGGAUGGCUUUGUGCCCCGGCUGCCACUCAAGAAAGCCUGGGCUGACACCCAGGACCUGCAACAGGAGCUAGCUGUACCCUCCAGCACCCGUAUCUUCUCCCUUGCCAAGUCCCUCCACAGCGGCAUAAGCGUUGAUCAAAUCCACCAGCUGACUGCCAUAGACAAGUGGUUCCUCCACAAACUCCACAAGAUAACACAGCUGGAGCAGCACCUGGCAAACUACAGGAGUGCUACAGUACCCAAAGGACUGCUACUGAAGGCCAAGCAGGACGGCUUUUCAGACAGGCAGGUCGGUCAGAUUCUGGGCUCCAGUGAGAAAGCAGCCAGAGAGCUGAGGCUCAGUCACGGCAUCAAGCCCUGGGUCAAACAGAUUGACACCUUGGCAGCAGAGUAUCCAGCCAUGACCAACUACCUGUAUUGUACUUAUAAUGGUCAGGAGCAUGAUCUGGACUUCAAAGACCAGGGAAUCAUGGUUCUUGGUUGUGGGCCCUAUCACAUUGGGAGCAGUGUUGAAUUUGACUGGUGCGCAGUGUCCAGCAUCAGAGCUUUGAGACAGAUGGGCAAGAAGACUGUGGUGGUCAACCACAACCCUGAGACGGUCAGCACCGACUUUGAUGAGUGUGAUCGCCUUUACUUUGAGGAGUUGACCCUGGAACGCAUCCUGGACAUUACCCAGCAAGAGGGUUGCUCUGGCAGCAUUGUGUCAGUCGGAGGCCAGAUCCCCAACAAUUUAGCUGUGCCAUUGCACAUGAACGGAGUGAAGAUUCUGGGGACGAACCCCAUGCAGAUCGACCGGGCUGAAGAGCGCUCUGUCUUCUCCAGUAUACUAGAUGACCUCGGGGUGGCCCAAGCCCCAUGGAGGGCACUCAGCUCCCUGGAAGAUGCGUUUACCUUUGCCAACCAGGUGGGCUACCCCUGUCUGCUGCGCCCCUCCUAUGUUCUCAGUGGCUCUGCAAUGAACGUUGCGUACGGCGAGGAGGAGAUGAAACGCUUCUUGGAGGAGGCCACUCAAGUGUCCCAGGAGCAUCCAGUGGUCAUCACCAAGUUCAUCCGCGGUGCCAGGGAGGUAGAAGUGGAUGCUGUGGCCAAGGGUGGCAAGGUUCUGGUCCACGCCAUAACAGAGCAUGUGGAAGAUGCAGGUGUACACUCAGGAGAUGCCACCCUAAUGCUGCCAACACAGACCAUUAGCCAGGGCGCACUAGAAAAGGUUAAGAUUGCCACACGGAAAAUCGCACAAGCAUUUGAAAUUUCGGGGCCCUUUAACACUCAAUUUCUGGUUAAAGGCAAUGAUGUUAUGGUGAUCGAGUGCAAUCUGCGAGCAUCGCGCUCCUUCCCUUUUGUAUCAAAAACAAUUGGUGUGGACUUCAUCAAUGUGGCAACCAAAGUGAUGGUGGGAGAGCCUAUGGAUGAGGCCAGCCUGCCCUCGCUGGAGAAACCCAUCAUCCCUAUCGACUUUGUUGGUAUCAAGGCACCCAUGUUCUCCUGGCCACGGCUGAGGGACGCAGACCCCGUGCUUCGCUGUGAGAUGGCCUCCACUGGAGAAGUAGCUUGUUUUGGACCAAACAUUUAUUCAGCCUUCCUGAAGGCAAUGCUCUCCACAGGCUUCAAACUACCGCAGAAGGGCAUCCUGAUUGGGAUUCAGCAUUCAUUCCGACCCAAUUUCCUGGCUACAGCCCACCAGCUGAAAGAGGAGGGAUUCAAGCUCUAUGCUACUGAAGCCACUUCAGCCUGGCUGUGCGCCAAUGAUGUGCCUGCCACUCCAGUUGCCUGGCCCUCCGAGAAGGGAGGAGACGCCAGUUUGCCCAGCAUUCAGAGACUGAUCAGUGAGGGUCAUAUUGACCUGGUGGUAAAUUUACCCAAUAACAACUCACGCCAACUGAAGGACAACUUCGUCAUUCGCAGAAUGGCUGUCGAUCACGGUGUUCCCCUCAUCACCAAUUACCAGGUGGUGAAGCUGUUUGCAGAGGCUAUUCGCUAUGCUGGAGAACUUGACACAACAAGCCUCUUCCACUACCGACAGAAAGAAAGCAACGAAAGGGGGACUGGCCAACAGUGCUAAAAUGUCCUUGCCUUUGGUUCCCUUUGUAAAACAGCAGUAUGUGGGAGCAAAUUUUAAGUUAUGCAGUUUCCUUGUCUCCCCACCCCAUCGUGUCAAGAAGAAGAAGGGUUAUUCUAGUGAUAGGAGUUGCAGUCACUCAGGAGUUACCUAUACCAAAAAAAAAAAAAAAAAAUGUCGAUGCAGGUACAAUUUAUAACUCCAUUACAAAGGGUGACUUAAUAAAAAGUGAUACUAGCGUGGGAAAUUGUUUUUGCUUGUUUACUUACAUUUUUAAGGGGCCUCUAUAAAUGCAUCGCAUUUAAAUGUUUUAAGUUCAUACAGUUUUGUUUUAGGCUUAAAGUAAUGUCAAAUGUAUUAUAACAUUGCCUUUGAAAGAACUGUAUAUAAGGUCACUGUAAUGAAGGUAAUCCUUGUGCAUUUUUUUGAUAAGGAGCUUUUAUUUUUCAAGAGUUCUCUGUACAUGUUUGUGUUGUAAUGUAAGAAUCUGCUGAAACACAAUGAAGUUUUCUCUCACGUCA
Messenger RNA from Larimichthys crocea (large yellow croaker), 5202 nucleotides. It is a transcript of the gene cps1, whose product is annotated as carbamoyl-phosphate synthase 1, mitochondrial. Lineage: Eukaryota; Metazoa; Chordata; Actinopteri; Sciaenidae. Gene Ontology annotation, biological process: 'de novo' pyrimidine nucleobase biosynthetic process; L-arginine biosynthetic process; L-glutamine metabolic process. Gene Ontology annotation, cellular component: carbamoyl-phosphate synthase complex; cytoplasm. The transcript has 38 exons. The coding region runs from base 164 to 4684 and encodes 1506 amino acids. Gene Ontology annotation, molecular function: metal ion binding; carbamoyl-phosphate synthase (glutamine-hydrolyzing) activity; ATP binding. The record is from RefSeq and is a predicted model, not a curated record.